AUGAAUAACCAACUUACCAUCAUUGAAGAACCACGUUUAAAAAAUUUCGAUUAUAAAUGUUCACCUCAAACCUUGGGAUUACAUAACUUUUUCAUAGACGAACCAGCAUCUAAAUGGUGCCUUGAAACUUUCGUUAAUAGAGUAAUAAAAAACAAAGAAACAGAACUCAAUUUUGAUCAAAUUCAGGAACUUUUCUUAACCAACUUGGAUCAAAUUAAUAAUCUAAAGAGUACACCCCAAAGUGUUCAUAGCUUUUGUGAAAACUAUAUUAACUGGUUACAGUUUUUUGAAGAAACCAUUGAAAGAGAAAAAUUAGUGCUACAAAAGCGAAAGCAGAAAGAGAUUCUUGAGGAAUAUGUGAUUGAGAAUGCUAAAUUUCAGGCAUUUGAGAGCAGUAUGCAACUUCCAAGAAGGGAGAAGAGGAAAAUAACAUCAUCACCACCUCGGGAAAGCACCUCCGAUGAUGAAGAUGUACUUCUGACAACACCAAACAAGAAGAUAUAUGUCGAGUCAAUUCCCAUUGUAUGUGCAUUUGGUGUAAAUAUAUUCAAACUGAAAAAAUUAUUAGGGAAUGAUUUAGCGAACCAAAUCUCUGAGUAUCGGGACAAAACACCUUCUAUAUGGACAAAAGAACUAGAGAAUUAUUUAGAAUAUGCAUUGGAUCAAACAGGAAAACAAUUCAAGAUGGCAAUACAGAAUGAAAUAGAAGGAGAAUCGGCUAACAAGUUUAGGUUGUAUAUUGAAAAAGUUUUAAUUUCUUUGUUCAGAUUUUACGAAUCAACAUUUGGAACUUUGACAUUUGACUGGAUUGAAUCUCAUUCACAGGCUGCAAAAGUGACUAAAUCAUCAACAGAUACCGGGAUUGUAAAAGAUGAAUUUUCUGAUUUCAAUAUUUAUAUUCAAUUCAACAAAAAAGGAACUCGGAAUAGAGAUGGAAAUGAUGUCUGGCACAUGGAAGUAGCAAGUCCACCAGGAAACCAAAUAAUAGCUCACACUGUUGAUGACACCAAAAAAACAUUGCGUACUGAUAUUCUAAAUUUGGUGGCUAUUUUAAGAAAUCACCUUAAUAUUGAUGUGAAUAUAGCAAAACAGAUUAAGGUUUUUAGCACACAGGUUAUAGAAAAUCGAUUAACAUUAUAUGCCCUUAGCAUCUUGGAAGAUGGUAGGUUUCUGUCUUAUGAGCUGGCAUCUGCAGAUUUGCCAUUUGAUUUCAAUUCACGUUCAAAGUACAAGGGAAUAUUAUGGAUGAUGGCCAAGUUUCAUGAUGAAAUGGUUCAGCAAAUGGCUAUUUUAGACAAAAUUGAUCGUUUACUUAUUACAUGUAAAGGCAAAACAUUAUAUGCUAAUUUUAAAAUUGCAACAGUUGGAAAUUGUAAUACAUCAAAGCCAUCACUUUUAAAUUUUAGGGAUAGAGCAAAAUGGGAUGCAUGGAAAGAGAAGGAUGACAUCACCAAAGAACAAGCCAUGUUACAAUAUAUUGACAUUAUAGAAAAGGCAAAUGUUGGUUGGGACAGAUAUAAAAUUGAAGAAAAUGAAUUUGAGGAAUUUGGAUCUAAUCCAAAAGAGAGAUGGACUUAUGUUUCUACAAUGUCAUAUGAAGAUGAUGAUGACAAUUCAAAGGAAGAUGAUGAUGAUGCUAUAUUUAAAUAUGUGAAACAAGGCAAGUUGAAUGAAGUAAAUGAAAUAAUAUUGGAUCAAGAUAAAAAAACGGAUUUAAAUAAGAAAGACAAUCAGGGCUUGACACUUUUACAUUGGGCAUGUGAUCGUGGACAUUUAGAUAUUGUUAAAUUGUUAAUUGAAAAUGAUGCAGAUAUAAAUGUUUUGAGUGUUGAUAAUGAAACACCAAUGCAUUAUGAACAACUGGAAUGUGCUCGUUAUCUUUAUAAAAAUGAUGCUGAUUUAUCAAUUAAAGACAACGAGGGAUUGACUGCAUUUGAACAUUGUGGCAAUGAAUACAAAAAUUUAAUUUUGCAAACUUAA
Molecule: messenger RNA, 1980 nt
Organism: Entrophospora candida
Lineage: Eukaryota; Fungi; Glomeromycota; Glomeromycetes; Entrophosporales; Entrophosporaceae
Source: the annotation of a GenBank genome assembly